Messenger RNA from Gavia stellata (red-throated loon), 1587 nucleotides. RefSeq names its product solute carrier family 18 member A3 (gene SLC18A3). Bases 1 to 1587 code for a protein of 528 amino acids. Gene Ontology annotation, molecular function: acetylcholine transmembrane transporter activity. Gene Ontology annotation, cellular component: AP-1 adaptor complex; AP-2 adaptor complex; terminal bouton. Gene Ontology annotation, biological process: transmembrane transport; chemical synaptic transmission. The transcript has a single exon. NCBI's taxonomy places the organism in Eukaryota, Metazoa, Chordata, Aves, Gaviiformes, Gaviidae. The record is from RefSeq and is a predicted model, not a curated record.
AUGUCGGAGGCGGGGGGCGCGGGCCGGGCGCGGGCCGCCGUGGCGCGGCUCUCGGAGGCGGUGGGCGAGCGGCGGCGGCGGCUGGGCACCGCCAUGGGGGAGGCGCGGCGGCAGCGGCGGCUGCUGCUGGUGGUGGUGUGCGUGGCGCUGCUGCUGGACAACAUGCUCUACAUGGUUAUCGUGCCCAUCAUCCCCGACUACAUCGCGGCCAUGCGCGGCGGGGGGGGCGCCGCCGGCCCGUCCGCGCCCGCGGGGGGCAACGAGAGCGGCGGCGGCAACCGGAGCCUCCUGCCGGCGCGGUACCCGCCGGCCGCGGGGGGCAACGAGGACGUGCAGAUCGGGGUGCUGUUCGCCUCCAAGGCCAUGCUGCAGCUGCUGGUGAACCCGCUCAGCGGCACCCUCAUCGACCGCGUGGGCUACGAGGCGCCGCUGCUGGCCGGGCUGGCCGUCAUGUUCCUCUCCACCGCCACCUUCGCCUUCGCGGAGAACUACGCGACGCUGUUCGCGGCGCGCAGCCUGCAGGGGCUGGGCUCGGCCUUCGCCGACACGGCCGGCAUCGCCCUCAUCGCCGACCGCUACGCCGAGGAGCCGGCGCGGAGCCGCGCCCUGGGCACGGCGCUGGCCUGCAUCUCCUUCGGCAGCCUGGCCGCCCCCCCCUUCGGCGGCGUCCUCUACGAGUUCGCCGGCAAGCGGGUGCCCUUCCUGGUGCUGGCCUGCGUCUGCCUCCUCGACGGGCUGCUGCUGCUGGCCCUGGCGCCGCCCUGUGCCACCGGGGCGCGGGCCAACAUGCCCGUCGGCACCCCCAUCCACCGCCUCAUGGUUGACCCCUACAUCGCCGUGGUGGCGGGGGCCCUGGCCACCUGCAACAUCCCCCUGGCCUUCCUGGAGCCCACCAUCGCCAACUGGAUGAAGGAGUCCAUGGGGGCCAGCGAGUGGGAGGUGGGCCUCACCUGGCUGCCCGCCUUCUUCCCCCACGUGCUGGGCGUCUACAUCACCGUCCGGCUGGCUGCCGCGUACCCCCACCUCCAGUGGUUUUACGGGGCCCUGGGCAUGGCCAUCAUCGGUGCCAGCUCCUGCCUGGUGCCAGCCUGCAGGAAUUUCGGGCAGGUCAUCGUACCCCUCUGCGGCAUCUGCUUCGGCAUCGCCCUGGUGGACACGGCCCUGCUGCCCACCCUGGCCUUCCUGGUGGACGUGCGCCACGUCUCUGUCUAUGGCAGCGUCUACGCCAUCGCAGACAUCUCCUACUCUGUGGCGUACGCCCUGGGGCCCAUCGUGGCCGGCCAGAUUGUGCACACCAUGGGCUUUGCACAGCUCAACCUGGGCAUGGGGCUCGCCAACGUGCUUUACGCCCCUGUCCUCCUCUUCCUUAAAAACGUCUGCCAAAUGAAACCCUCUCACUCGGAGAGGAACAUCCUCCUUGAAGAAGGACCUAAGGGACUCUACGACACCAUCAAAAUGGAGGAGCGCAAAGGCAUGGGCAAAAGUCUCCGGCCAGCAGGCGAGACGAAGGAGAACGGUAUGGACUCCUACCGCAGAGACCUGACAGGGGUGUCCGAGGAGGAAUCGUCAGACUAUGAGUACAGUUAG